Messenger RNA from Centruroides sculpturatus (bark scorpion), 933 nucleotides. RefSeq lists its product as uncharacterized. NCBI's taxonomy places the organism in Eukaryota, Metazoa, Arthropoda, Arachnida, Scorpiones, Buthidae. The coding region runs from base 1 to 933 and encodes 310 amino acids. The record is from RefSeq and is a predicted model, not a curated record. The transcript has a single exon.
AUGGCAACGAGGAGACUGCGCAAACGGAUAGACAUCAAUUGGAUCGAAGGCCCCGACAACACCCCCACCAUCGCCUUUGAAAAUAACGCCAUCCGCUUGAAGGGCUGUCGGCACACACUAGACCGCCUCCUAAAGUUCCACUACCUACAGCGUCUGACUGCAAAACCGGACCAGGGCAAGGCCUUUAAGAUUACGGCCAGAAGCGAGGUAAGUAAUCAUUUCCUGAACAACGGAAACUACACUCGCUUCUCAGACUGGCGCUUUAUUCAUCGCGCCAGACUGAGCGUCGUUGCCCUACGUGGCCACAAGCGUUUCGGCAACGAAACCAAAGCUUGCCGCCGUUGUGGCUUCGUCCGUGAGACCCUAUCGCAUGUUCUAUGUCACUGUCCGCCUAACUUUAGGCUGAUUACACAUAGACAUAAUGCCGUCUUAAACAGACUUGUAAACGCCAUCCAGCCGAAAGACGCCACAAUCCUUAUCAACCAACGCGUCCCAGGCUUUGAGGAGAACUGUCGCCCGGACCUUGUCGUGCUCCACGAGGCCUCCAAAUCCGCCACCAUCGUGGAUGUCACGACACCCUUUGAAAAUGGACUACCAGCAUUCGAAGCGGCGCGUGAAGAAAAGGAGCGUAAGUACAGCAAUCUCGUCAGCCACUUCCGGAACAAGAACUACGAUACCUUUUUCGGCACAUUCAUCAUUGGCGCGCUUGGAGGGUACGAUCCAUCGAACGAAGCCACCCUCCAGCGUUUGGGCAUUAGCAGACGCUAUGCAGCCAUGAUGAAACGGCUAAUGGUGAGUGAUGCGAUACGGUGGAGCAACAACAUCUACAGGCAACACCUGGGAGACCGGUCGCAUCAACCACCACAGCAAGUACAGCUGCAACUACAACGUUCAAACUCCACCUCUGUACCUUCGCGUGGCAGGCACUUUUGA